Linum tenue is the source of this 1230-nucleotide messenger RNA. The record is from the annotation of a GenBank genome assembly. Lineage: Eukaryota; Viridiplantae; Streptophyta; Magnoliopsida; Malpighiales; Linaceae.
CAAAAAGAAAAGGAUGAAAAUUGAAAAAGAAGAGAAAAGACGGCAGAAUGGACGAAAGGCGAGGAACUGGAAGGGAAGAGGUUCUUCUCUCUAUCGGCGCCGUAUCCGACUCGAAGUCAACUGGGGCAUAAACAAUUGGCGGGUAGGACCCAUUUGCGCGAAGAAGACACGCUAAACAUAUGCAUCUUCAAAUCGCCAUUACAGUGUAUCCGAAGGUGAAGGUUAGGAUGGGAGAUGAAGAUGAUCGGCACUGGGGCUCCUUGCUUUCCUUGAAGGAUAUCCAGUUCCUUUCCAUUCAAGAUUCGCUUUUCCCAGUUAAGUUGCUGCAAGAUGUUUCGCAAUCUCCGAGUCCCAAGGCCAAAAUUCCCAAGUCUUAUGUGCCUAGCCUAAUCCUGCCUGAAACACCAAGAACUCCACUUUCAGUCUGCACAGAAAGUUCAGGAACAGACACCAAAAGCAACCUAGAUGAAGAAGAAGAUGAUAGACCAAAUAUUAGAGCCAGUUCAAUCCCACCACCUCGAGCCGUACUAUCCAGUCCUCAAAAUGAUGCGUUGAUUGGAGACAAGUACAGGGUCAAACCUGGCAAGCGGCCUUCCAUACUGAGGAAUCAGAAUUCGACUCAAAGCAGCAGUCGUAUUCACUGUAAAGUCAUGCCGAGGAAAGCCACUGAUGAGAACCCGGUAGUUAGGAGUAGGAAGUCCAAAGAUCAGCCAUCUGAUGACAGGAGUGCUCUCAGAGAGAAGAAAGGGUCGGCCAUUUCAAGUCGCAGAAGGCCUGUAGUCGAGUGGGUAAACUGAGAUUAGUUCUUGUUAUCAUACCACUUCCUUUUGCUUCAAUGUUUUUCUGCUAGUGCUAUUAGUGAAGUCAGUUUAAGAGGCAGAAAGCCAUGAACCAGUAUAGACAACAGACUUGUUCUCUGCUUCUGUGUUAUGAAGUUUAGGUCCCUAUACCCGCUAACUACUGUCUCCAAAUUUGCGCUAGUUUUAGACUGAUUGAGUGAUGAAUCAUAGAGAGAAAUCUUGCAGCUGGGCAUGAACUUCGAUUGUGACAUGAUUGUUCAACUUUUUCUUUAUGUUCCAACUCCAUAUUUAAUCAGUUUAAAGUUGAACAGUGUUAGCAAGACUCGGUUGAGCUAUGUGCCUUCAGCUAACUAACAAGCCCACAACGAACAGCCUCUAUACGUAUUCUAUUGGGAAUCCUCUCCUCAAGAGUGACCUGAUGCAGUAAACC